UGUCGUUUCGUGUCGCCUCGUCUGUCAAAAUUCCAUUUAAAUUUCAAACCAGAAAAACAGAUAAGCAUUAACUAUGAAGGCAGCAAAUAACACUAAAUCCGUUAAAAUGACAUCGCAAAAAUUGAAUAAUGUCGAAAGCGUUGAUAAAUCGGAGAAAGGAAAGAUAAAAAACGUAGUAAUAAUGGACGAUAAGGCUUCAUGUAAGGAACUAGAUCAAUGGAUAGAACAGUUAAAUGACUGUAAGCAAUUAACCGAAAACCAAGUGAAAACUCUGUGUGAUAAGGCGAAAGAAAUACUGUCCAAAGAAUCAAAUGUGCAGGAGGUAAAAUGUCCUGUCACCGUUUGCGGAGAUGUACACGGACAGUUUCACGAUCUGAUGGAAUUAUUUAGGAUAGGUGGUCGAAGUCCAGAUACGAAUUACCUUUUUAUGGGUGACUAUGUCGAUCGUGGGUAUUAUUCCGUCGAGACUGUUACUCUUUUGGUGGCUUUGAAAGUCAGGUAUAAAGAAAGAAUUACGAUCCUGAGAGGAAACCACGAAUCGAGACAAAUCACUCAAGUAUAUGGAUUCUACGACGAGUGCCUGCGAAAAUACGGGAACGCGAACGUUUGGAAAUUCUUCACCGAUUUGUUUGAUUACUUGCCGCUUACAGCGCUCGUCGAUAGCCAGAUAUUCUGUUUGCACGGAGGGCUCAGUCCCAGCAUUGAUACUUUGGACCAUAUUAGAGCCUUGGAUCGUUUACAAGAGGUACCUCACGAAGGUCCGAUGUGCGAUCUUCUCUGGUCGGAUCCCGACGAUCGCGGAGGUUGGGGCAUUUCUCCUCGCGGUGCGGGAUAUACCUUUGGACAAGAUAUAUCGGAAACGUUCAACCACAGCAACGGCUUGACAUUGGUCUCUCGGGCCCAUCAACUCGUCAUGGAGGGGUACAAUUGGUGCCAUGACAGAAACGUUGUAACGAUCUUCAGUGCUCCAAACUACUGCUAUAGAUGUGGUAAUCAAGCUGCCAUUAUGGAAUUAGAUGAUGCGCUUAAAUAUUCAUUCUUACAAUUUGAUCCAGCACCGAGACGUGGCGAGCCUCACGUUACCCGCAGAACUCCGGAUUAUUUCCUUUAAACAUUCUUAUUGAUACGACUUUUUUCAACUGCAAUUAUCAUACUUAAGAAAAACAAAAAAAGGAAGCUUAGUUAUAUUAUAAUUAUUGUAUUUGUAAAAGAAAUUAUUAUAUAGUUUAUUGCAAUUUAAGUGACGCCUCUCCCGAAUAUCCAAAAUUGAUAUCCGUAAUAAAAAUAAAAAUUGUAAAGUAUGCAUUGAUGGUGUCCUUUUUUUGAACAUUUUUUUCUUAACGUGUAAAUACUCAUAGGCUAUGACUGAAAUCUGAUCUAAUAGAAAAUUGUUAAUAACUGAUUAUUGUUAUUAGGAUAAUUAAUGGUAGAAAAAGGUUAACGAGAAACGUAUUAGAUUUUAAGUGUAACGUUUUCUUUGGCUAUUAACAUUCGGAGAGGAUUUUUGGUAAUUGACGAAUUUGUUGAUACAAACCGCUAUUGUGUUCAAUAAUGAUGAAUUUAGGAAAACAAAAAAAAAGGAAAAUGGUUGUGAAUGGAUAUAAUGUAUUCGCGGAUCCUCCGACUUAAAUGUAUUAUAUUUUAAAACACAUGUAUUUAUAACAAAGCAAGCUUUACUCUACCAGAAAACAUGGAGUAAUUUGGCAUGUGCUCGAAUCAGUGCUUUUCGUGUAGAUGUAUCAGUUUGUAGCUCCGUCUGUUAACCUUUUUUUACUUAAUUUCUGCUGUAACAAUAUUAACGUGUCCUCGAACGUGAGAAUUAAAAUUAAACGUAACUACCGCAUAGUUACAGACCUUUUUAGAAUUGCCAAACAGCCGCAUAAAUAUUGCAUUGUUUAAAGUAUCCAAGAAAAAAAUAAACUUAGUUGCUUCUGGUGUCUUAGAUUUAUCGACGUCCAUCGUUUAGAGCGUUAAUUUUAAUUUACGUAACAUCGAUAUCAAUAGAUUUUAAUAAUAUUAAUGUAAACUAAAAACAUUCAUAGUUGAAAAUCAGCCACCACCAUCAAGCAAACGUUGAAAAUGUCUAUGUUAAACACCCAAUUCAUCGGUAAUUGUCGAGUGUCCUACUGUUUAAAUUAUGUGAAGGUAGAAGGUAAAUAUGCUAAAAGUUAGGAAGUUUCUUAAUUUUUUUAACGAUUCGAAUUUUUCUUUAUCCUUGAUGUAACAUUUAUAACUUGUAAAUUUGUAUCAAUAAAAUGUUUAAUCACUGAA
Messenger RNA from Phyllotreta striolata, 2271 nucleotides. The record is from the annotation of a GenBank genome assembly. Lineage: Eukaryota; Metazoa; Arthropoda; Insecta; Coleoptera; Chrysomelidae.